This is a messenger RNA of Galdieria sulphuraria, 3017 nucleotides long. RefSeq lists its product as uncharacterized. Gene Ontology annotation, biological process: protein localization to phagophore assembly site; endoplasmic reticulum to Golgi vesicle-mediated transport. Gene Ontology annotation, cellular component: phagophore assembly site; TRAPPIII protein complex; cytoplasmic vesicle. Lineage: Eukaryota; Rhodophyta; Bangiophyceae; Galdieriales; Galdieriaceae. The annotation marks the transcript as partial. The transcript has 3 exons. The record is from RefSeq and is a predicted model, not a curated record. Gene Ontology annotation, molecular function: protein binding.
UCCUGAUUACUGAAGGCGAUUGGUGCGUAGAUUUGCCGUUGUGUUUCACACAAACAGACUUAAACAAUGGAAGCAACUUUCAACCAAACCAGGUCGUUAGUUUUUAACGACACAUUGGUUGAAGAGACAAGAAACACUUCAAAAAAGCUUCCAGUAACUUCUUUGGAUCUCCUCAAGGAUGAAUUGCAGAGUCGUCACAAGCCGAUUGUCUUGGUUUGUGCGACACACGCUGCAAACCGUAUUGCGAAGCAAGUUCUGCAGAGCUGCAAUAUCUCUGGUUGGAAUUGUGCCGCGCUUUUGUCACAACUUGCAAAAGUUCAGUGCACUCCAGUUAGUAUUUCACACUUCAAGAAGCAAACCGAAAUAUCUUUUGAAGACUUUAAGGUACGGUUUGUCUCCAUAGAGGAACUUGGUGUACAGGAAGGGGUUGAAUUUGAUGGUGCGUUGAUUAACGCGUUAGAAGAAGAAAGACUUGACCACAGAGAUCUUCAAGAGGAGAGUUACAGAAAGACAUACGAAUACUACAAGCGAAACGGUGGAUCUUUCUGCUGUAAAGAACCUUUUUGGUAUACUUUGUAUAGGGACUACUUGGAAUCACUUCUUGUCACUUCAGAAUACCAUUCUUUUGGGCAACCUGUGGCUGUAGUUGUUGUAUGUUGGGUUGGAGAAGGUGAUGAGCUGGCAACAAAUAUCGAGGAAGUAUUGCCGAAGGCGUCUUCUAUAUCUUCUGUGUAUGAAAAGGAGAUAUUGGAGUUGGACGCUCCUCAGUGUUUUCUGUUGCUCGAACGUGGUUCAGUCGACUCUGCAGCUACAGGGAAAGCUUUAACACAGCUUCGAAAGAUAUAUGGUCCAAGUGUUGGUAAGGUGUUGUCAAUUCCAGACUGGGAUAUCCAACAGCAAUCAAAAGAUAACGAUCAAGAAAAUGACUGGCAGUCGCAGAAGUCAAUUUUGCAUGAUGCCGAUAGCAGUUACAGUACUACAAGAAUAGAAAGUUAUAAGACCGAGAAAUUUUGUAGUAUUACAACACUGGGCUUAGAUCCCCACAUUUCCACAAUGAUAGGAGACUUAAUACGAAGCUUCGUUGGAGCUUCUAUUGAGCAGCGACUCCUGACUCUGUAUCGUCUAGUCGAACGCCUUCGUCGGGGUGUACGCAAUCAAAUAAAAGCUUUGUUUCGUACUGAUCGUGGACCAAGGGAAGGAGUCGUUGGUGGUGGCCUUCAUUCUUCUCUUACUUAUCUGGCCUUUUCAGCUGAAAGCAGAGUUCGACAGUUGGCAGAUAUACUAUUCAUGUUGGGAGAAUAUGCGGAAGCCAUUGAAUACUAUCGUUUAGCAUCACAUGAUUUUAGAGCGGACCAGUCUUUUCCUUACUUUGCAAAGUCAGAGGAAAUGAUAGCUCUGUGUCUUGUAAUGUUAAAUGGUUCACCAAAGGAGAUUAUGCGACAUUUUAACACUGCUAUCGAAAACUUUUUGCUCGCAAAGGUUCCAAAUGAAGCAACGAGAACAUGUCUGUAUGCUUCAGAUUAUUUCCUGGCAGUGGAACUGAAGGAAGACCUGGGCACAUUGUUGCUAAAGACUUGUACCAUGAUAUGUCUACCCUCACAAUAUAAGAGCACCCAUGUGCGUGCUGCAGUGUUGUACGAGAGAGCUGCUUUGUGUUAUUUGGUUUGCGACAGAUGGCGACGUCAUGCCUUUCAACUAGUUCGAGCAGGUUUCCGUUUCCGACAGGCAAACAUGUAUCGACAUGCAUUGCGAGUUUAUUUGGAUGCCUACUAUAAUUAUCAAGCACUUGGCUGGACGAGGAUAGAAAGCCAUCUAUGCACAUUAAUUGGGCAUAUCUAUUUUCAACUUGGUCAGUUAAUGGAAGCUGCCAAUUACCUUUCACAGUUGCAACUUUUUGUAAAGGAAAGGUUUGAUAAACAGGUCUCGCAUUUAGUAGACCUAUUUAAUAUUUCGCGUCAGUGGCAACAUGAAGAAACAACAAACGAGGAGAAACUUGUGAUAGAUUUUCCGAUAACACUUGAUAAGAGAACAUACAUUGAGACUUUUGAUUAUCCUUCAUAUGCAUCAGACGAAGAAUGCUCCAAAUGGAGUAGUCUCGAAUGUUCUCUAGUGGAAUUGGCAGAGCGAUGGGAUAAGUCAAGUAGAGACUCAAACAAAGCAAGUAAUCUGCCAUCAUCGCCCAGAAGAAUAAGACAAAAAGUAAAACGAUUGACUAUGACACCUUUGCCCUACAAAGAAUCUUGGAGACAACCAGUGCCUUGCAUCGCAGGAGAAACAUUCUACCUCAUUAUAGAAGUCCACAACCCUCUCCAAAUUCCAUUGUUGUUAUUUGACUUGGAUGUUAUUUUUCAGUUUACUAAGAAAGGUGACAGUAUGGUGCAACUUCAUACAAGAGAUCAAGACUCUGAGUAUCGCUUUCUCGAACUCUCUGACUCGGCUCUUGAAAUUUUGCCGGACUCAGUUCAACAAAUAAGAUUGGAACUGAAACCUCUCUGUGAAGGUUUUUUGAGUGUUCAAGGUGUCUGUUGGAGUUUUCGAAUAUUAUACGAUGCUAUUGUGGAAAAUGCUCUUAACAGUAUGCCAUCUUCUGAAGCAAAUUCAGCGUUAGACUCGCAAGCAUUUUGUAGAUCUAGACAUAUGUUUCACUUGAGAGGUCCAAGAAUGAAUGAAACGAAAGAGCAAAGAAUCUCCAAAACGCCAAUAUAUGAAAGAAACCAUGCUUUGGAGUUGAUUGUGUUUCCAACAUCACCGAGUCUGACUUGCAGGUUUGUUGACGUUCCAAUUUCUUUAUAUCAUGGUCAGACUGUCGAGGGGGAAAUUGAAUUGGUUAAUUGUGGGCGAAAGCCUUUAGAAAAUAUAUUUUAUGAAGCAGAGUCGUUUAGCUGGUUCUUUCUCGAUUUUGACUCCACAAACAGGGAAAGAAUCACUUCAGUCAAUGCCGGGCACUUGCCGAUUCAUUUAAAUUGUGGACAAAGUACAAGGAUUAAAUGCUAUUUGAGAGCAGCUGAAUUGGCGAC